This is a messenger RNA of Zalophus californianus (California sea lion), 870 nucleotides long. RefSeq names its product ATP synthase membrane subunit DAPIT, mitochondrial-like. The record is from RefSeq and is a predicted model, not a curated record. The transcript has a single exon. The coding region runs from base 591 to 767 and encodes 58 amino acids. NCBI's taxonomy places the organism in Eukaryota, Metazoa, Chordata, Mammalia, Carnivora, Otariidae.
UCCUCCUUUGCUGUUUGUAUCAAAAGAUGAUGCUCAUAACUUCAAUCGCCAUCUCUGUGUAGUUGUGGCAAGGAGACCCAGGCACGGCCAUUUGAUAAACUGCUCCUGUGAGAUCUUUAUAGCUAAAAUUUCUGAUUCAUAAAGCCUGGGGUGGUUGACAGUUCUGUAUGGAGUGGACUGAGGUCUCCCCUCCCAAAGCCAUCCCACUGCUGAUGUAAAUUGCCAGGCCAGGCUUGUCUGUUCUCUGGAUGCAAAGCAGCUGAGACAGGUCCUUGGCAGCCAGGCAUCCAUGGGCUCUUCUCCGUUGACUGAUUAUAACAGUUCUUCGCCUCUGUUCCCAGUUUAUGAGUAUCUGCUUUGAGCAGGGGUACUUUCAUGAAUCCACUAGAAGCUCUUUGCAGAAAAGGUGGAAAAAAGAAAAUAAUAGGCACAUUACUUACAGAAGUUCACAGCCGUGAUUUCAAGCCAUGGUCUGAGUAGGAGUCUGUGGUCUCUAGGUUAAAACUCCCGAGAUAGGGCCGAUUGCGGGGUAGCUGCGUACGUUGAAGGACACAACCGGCAGAAUUGGUGCCUUCUGCAAGACUGAAAUCAUGGCAGGUCCAGAAACUGAUGCUCAAUUCCAUUUCACUGGUAUCAAAAACUAUUUCACCUCUUAUACUCUCACAGGUAGAAUGAAUUGUGUACUGGCCACAUAUGGAGGCAUUGCUUUGAUGAUCUUAUACUUCAAGUUAAGGUCUAAAAAAACACCAGCUGUGAAAGCAACAUAAACGAUUUUUAACCUGUACCUCAUCUGUUAAGUUCCCAUGCCUGGAGAAGCUAAUGUCAACUCAUCGUGUGAUACUCAAUUUGUACAAUAAAUUAUGAACCUGG